CAGAAUAUAUGUUUACAUACAUUCUUCACCAUAAAAUACAUUCAAAAUAUAAUAAUAAUAUUCAAAAUCAUAUUGGGAUGACAUCAAAGGAACAGUACAGAAACAGUCUACCCGCCGACGCAUUUGAAAAACUUUUUACGAAUGAUACAGCCGAUGUCCACUUUGUUUUUGAACAGGAUGGUGUCGUUCAACAGAUUCCGGCACACAAAUCUCUUUUGUCAGCUUUGAGUUCUGUAUUUGAUACCAUGUUUAAUGGUAAUUGGGAAGACAGCAACGAAAUUGUUAUUACAGACGCCGGUGCAGCCGCAUUCCAGGAAUUUCUUCAGUUUUUCUAUAAAGGUACAGUAGAAUUGACGGAGGACAACGCUCAUGAAGUCUUGUAUCUUGCCAACAAAUAUGAUGUCCAUCAAGCUAUGUCUACGUGCGCGAGGUUUUUAAUCGAUCGCCUAUCGUUGAAGAACGUUCUACGUACGCUCGAAAUGGCUGAUUUGUGCGAUUUCGAUGAACUGCAAGAAAAGUGCGAAGUAUUCAUUGGUCGGAAUAUCGAAAAAAUUUCCAAAUCCAAAGAGUUUCUUCAAUGUAACGUUACUAUGCUGGCAAACAUCAUGGUUAUUGAUUCACUUGAAUGUGAUGGAGAAAAUAUUUUCGAUGCGUGCAUCGCAUGGGCGACGAAUGCUUGUGAAGCGAAAAACAUCGAUCCGACGGAUGUUAAAAAUUUGCGAACAGAAUUAGGGGAUUGUUUCAAUUUGAUUGGUUUCAUUGGUAUGGGAAAGAAGGAAUUCGCAGCACGAUAUCGCAUUUAUAAAGACAUGUUCACACGGAACGAAGUUGAUAAUAUUUUCCUGGAAUUUUUGGACAAUUAUUGACAAAUUAAUAAAAAUUCAAAUCU
This is a messenger RNA of Bradysia coprophila, 889 nucleotides long. It is a transcript of the gene sol, whose product is annotated as calpain 15 small optic lobes. Gene Ontology annotation, molecular function: calcium-dependent cysteine-type endopeptidase activity. The record is from RefSeq and is a predicted model, not a curated record. Gene Ontology annotation, biological process: proteolysis. Lineage: Eukaryota; Metazoa; Arthropoda; Insecta; Diptera; Sciaridae. Gene Ontology annotation, cellular component: cytoplasm.